This is a messenger RNA of Sodiomyces alkalinus F11, 1224 nucleotides long. RefSeq lists its product as hypothetical. Bases 308 to 1093 code for a protein of 261 amino acids. The record is from RefSeq and is a predicted model, not a curated record. Lineage: Eukaryota; Fungi; Ascomycota; Sordariomycetes; Glomerellales; Plectosphaerellaceae. The transcript has 2 exons.
AUUGACAGCCCAGCAUCGCACAGGGCUUCCGGGUAGUGCCGGGUCAUCGACGAAACAACGGUAUUGUGUCAACUCCUUCAGCUCGCACCGAGUCAGGUCCACGUUCCCGCCACCUUCAAGCUUGCGUUUCCUGCCCUUGACAUCUGCCUGGACGUGAAGCGGGAGCUCCGAGACCGGGAAAGCAAGGCACGGUGGAGACAUAAGUCUUCGGUCCUCCGGGUCUCAGGCUCACUACUUUCUUCACUACUUUUCUUGUGGUGUUUUUUACUGCCUCGCCAUAGAAAUCCGGUUGUUCAAUGGGUUGAUGAUGGCUGUGCCGACGGCGAUUGUUACGGGUGCUCGGAUGCUGAAUGAGGUGGAAGAGGGUAGUCUCGAUGAGGUCCUCACAUCCCUACGAACAAACUUGAGCGUUCUGUCCGCCUUCCCUGCGCCAUCCACCAAAGAGAGUCCACAGAGGUUCAAGUCGCACGGGGAUCCCGAUCUCGAUGCUUUGCUCGAUCGGAAUCUACGCGCAACACAGUCUGCUACCCUACAACUGACCGGCCGGUACCUGCCUCUCGUCUACAACCUCGUGUCGAAGCUAAUCGCCGCACCGCGCAACAAAGCCAUCGUCAUCAUUGACACGGAGAAUCGCUUUGACCCGACAUGCUUGACAGCCCAAUAUUCCUCGCGUCUCGACGACCUCCACCACGUCCACGUCUACCGCACGCCUCGCUGCGGAUCGGACCACCUCCAGGCGCUUGUCGCGAGUGUCGAGGCCCAGAUGCUGUACAGCCGACACGAGAGCCGCGGACGCGAGUGGUGGGGGACCAUCGUCAUCGGUUCCCUGUCGGCUUCUCCAUCUGCUUCCGCUACUGCAUCGGGACCAGCCAUGACGUCAACACGAGGCAGCACUGCCCAUGUCACUGCCAGCUGGAAGGGGUGGCUGAGAGUCGACAGAGAGGAUGUUGAGCGCUUCCAUCCUGCUGCGAGCGCUCGUGAGGCCCUCGCCGACCGAGAAAGAAGGCAGGUAGCUGUCGACUCGGCUGGUUGGGCUGCCUCCUGUCAGUGGGGUGGCUUCACUUUCAGGCCCGAGGAAGAGCGUAGACAAUGAUAUUCCGGCACGAGUUCCUGCCUAUGUCAGGGUAUACGCCAUGCCGUGAUAUGACUACACCAGUGCUGCAGCCCCGGUUACCUCAAGUCAUAUAUAUAUAUAUAUAUUAUUAUUAUUAUUAAUCUUACUCC